AUGGCAUCUCGAAUUGUAUCUUUGAAGUCGGAAUACAAUUUCCCCCAUAGGUGCGUUGAUGGGUUUGCUUCAUUACUGAACGAAGCGAUUCCCGACAAUAAUAAGAUGGGGAAAACAUUCUAUGAUACAAAGAAGAUUUUUAACGGACUUGAGCUUCCGCACAAGAAGAUCCAUGCAUGCCCAAAGGGUUGUAUGUUGUUUUGGAAAGCUAAUGCUGAGUUGGAUAAGUGUAGAGUGUGCGAAAGGGAUAGAUACAAGAGGACUUCAAAGGGGUCAUUGGUUCCAAUAAAAGAACUCAUCUAUUUUCCAAUCACUCCAAGGCUACAACGAUUGUUUGCAACAAAGAACGUUGCGGAGGAAAUGACUUGGCAUUCCAAAAAUCCAAGAGUCCAAGGCACAAUGACGCAUCCUAGUGAUAGUGAAGCUUGGAAGCACUUGGAUAGAUCCUUCCCCGAUUUCGCAUCUAAACCUAGAAAUGUGAGACUUGGUAUGUGUACCGAUGAGUUUUCUCCUAAUGGCAAGUUUGGAGCAAUCUUGUGGACUAUAAGUGAUUUCCCAGCAUAUGGUAUGCUUUCUGGAUGGGCAACAGCUAGUGAAAAAGCAUGUCCAUAUUGCUUGGACAAAUCAAAAGCUUUUUGGCUUGAACAUGGUGGUAAAAUGUCUUGGUUUGAUUAUCAUCGACAAUUUCUUCCUCCCGAACAUCCUUUUCGAAACAACAAAAUUGCUUUUUGUAAGAACAAGGUUGAAAAGGGGACACCACCUCACAUAAUGUCCGGCGAUGAGCUAUGGCAACAAGUUCAACACUUUGCUAAGUCAAGAGAUGGACCAGAAGCACUUGCAAGCUUGAAAAAGAAGAAACUAGGUUGUUUUAAGCAAAGCGUUCUUUGGGAGAUACCAUACUGGAAGACUCUUCUCCUCUGCCACAACCUCGAUGUGAUGCGUAUUGAAAAGAAUUUCUUUGACCAACUAAUUCACACAGUGAUGGAUGUGAAAAAACAUACUUCAGACACAGUUGCAUCUAGAAAUGACAUUGCCAAAUAUUGCAAACGACCACAACUACAUGUGACGGAGGAUGCGAGGGGCAAAGACACUUUGCCGAAAGUUCCAUUCUCACUCGACAAGGCUCAAAAGAAAGUGUUAUGCGAGUGGGUAAGGAACUUGAAAUUUCCCGAUGGUUAUGCUUCUAAUUUGAGUAGAUGUGUAGAUUUACAAUCAUGUAAUCUUCAUGGUUUAAAGAGCCACGACUGUCAUGUCUUCAUGGAGAGAUUGUUGCCAGUUGCUUUGAAGGAAUUGCUCCCGGUCCAUGUUUGGAAAGCUAUUACUGAGAUUACUCUUUUCUUCCGUGAUCUUUGUUGUUCCACCAUCAAAUUGAGUGAUAUGGAAAGAUUGGAACAAAACAUUGCAGAAAUUCUUUGUAAGCUCGAGAAGAUAUUUCCACCAGCGUUCUUCAACUCUAUGGAACACUUACCAGUUCACUUGCCUUAUGAAGCUAGGUUAUGUGGUCCUGUCCAAUAUCGUUGGAUGUAUCCGUUUGAGAGGUUCCUUAAUCAUUUGAAACGUAAAAUUGGAAAUAAGGCUCGUGUGGAAGGUUCAAUAUGCAAUGUUUAUCUAACGGAAGAGAUAGGGUACUUUUGCUCUAACUACUUCCAACAAGGAGUGGAUACCAAAACACGGGACUUAGGUCGAAAUGUUCAUGAUGAUGUUGAAAGCACUUUGGAUGAUAGUGUUCCAGAACUGUUUAGGGUUGAUCAUGGACAUGCUUCUACUGGUGGAGUUCGUCGCUAUUUGGAUGAAAAAGAACUACAACGUGCUCAUUUAUAUGUUUUGGGAAAUAGCGGUAUUUUGGAACCAUAUGAGAGGGGGUUUGAGGACCACAUUGUUCAAAUGCAACCCACUAUUCGCAAAGAAGAUGUGUGGAUUAAACAUGAAGCUGAAUUCCUCGAGUGGUUUAGGUUGAAAGUGAUCCAAGAAAAGCCAAAUGAUGAAAUAUUGUUUGCUUUGGCUAUGGGCCCAUCUAAGCGAGUGCGUACUUGGAGCCAAUUCUAUGUGAAUGGAUACAAAUUCCAAACUUAUGGCCAUGGAAAACAUAAGUCAACAAUGAAUUAUGGAGUAAGCGUAUCCAAUGAAGAUGGUGGUGAUUAUUUUGGUUUUCUAGAGGAUAUCAUCGAGUUAGAGUUCACUGGUGCCCUACAGACUUAUAAGACUGUUCUUUUCAAGUGA
This is a messenger RNA of Chenopodium quinoa (quinoa), 2220 nucleotides long. RefSeq lists its product as uncharacterized. Bases 1 to 2220 code for a protein of 739 amino acids. The record is from RefSeq and is a predicted model, not a curated record. The transcript is spliced from 5 exons. Lineage: Eukaryota; Viridiplantae; Streptophyta; Magnoliopsida; Caryophyllales; Amaranthaceae.